Phanerochaete carnosa HHB-10118-sp is the source of this 1384-nucleotide messenger RNA. RefSeq lists its product as uncharacterized. The coding region runs from base 140 to 1192 and encodes 350 amino acids. The transcript has a single exon. Gene Ontology annotation, molecular function: four-way junction DNA binding. The record is from RefSeq and is a predicted model, not a curated record. Gene Ontology annotation, biological process: double-strand break repair via synthesis-dependent strand annealing; telomere maintenance via recombination; t-circle formation. NCBI's taxonomy places the organism in Eukaryota, Fungi, Basidiomycota, Agaricomycetes, Polyporales, Phanerochaetaceae. Gene Ontology annotation, cellular component: Rad51C-XRCC3 complex; replication fork.
GAGCAGUGCGGCAGGCAAGACCCAGCUUGCAAUGCAGCUAUCGUUAUGCGUGCAGCUUCCACGAAACUUGGGUGGCAUCUUGGGGUCUGCCUGUUUUAUUUUAACAUCCUGGACGCUUCCAACAAAUCGCUUGCUAGAGAUGGUGGACGCGCACCCGCUCUUCUCGCCCACUCUCUGCGGCCUCUCAGACGUUCACACUCUCAAAGCUCCCACGAUCCCCGUCCUGCGUCACGUUCUCUCCGUGACGCUGCCCAGCUUCCUGGCGGACGUGCGCGCCAAACCCGACGCCAAGCCGGUGAAGCUCGUCGUCAUCGACGCGCUCGCGGAGCUCCUGCACUCGGACGUGCAGGUCUCGACCGCGACGCUCACCGAACGCGCGCGCCACCUCGCCGAGGUUGCGACGCUGCUGCACGGACUCGCGAGCGCGCACCGCGUCGCCGUGCUCGUCGUGAACGAGGUCACGGACGUGAUCGACCGCGGGCCCGCGCCGGACGCGCGCGCGCACGAGGUCGCGUACCGCGAGCAGGCGCGGCUCUUUGGGCGCGCGGACACCGUGCCCGGCGAGGACGCGAAGGAGGCUGCGCUCGGGCUCGUGUGGGCGAACCAGGUCAACGCGCGGAUCAUGCUCAGCCGGACGCGGCGUAUGCGCUGCCUCGACGGGCACGAGGCCCACUUAGUCAAGCGGCUGAGACGCGAGGACGAUGCUGACGUUGGGGCCUCGCGUGUGGCUGUUGCUGGGCAGGAUGGGGAGCAGCCGAUCCGACUGAGGCGACUCACGGUUAUAUUCAACUCGGUCGCGCCGCCGGGCUCGGUUGACUACAUUAUCACGUCGGGUGGAAUCGUCGCAUUGCCAGACGAAGGUGGGGGUGUUACCACCUUGGAGCGAUCCUCCCCAGCACGUAAGGCUCCGCCUCCCGCUACCACCGUAUCCGUGUCUCCCCCAGCGGAUUUAUCAUCAGACCUUGCGGCAGCUUCUGAUAUCGCGUUAGACGAGCUCGCGCAUCCGGCGGACGAAGCGAACGUGACGUCCGAAGGUGCAGACACAGCGGAGAACGGGCCGCUGGCAGAGGAAGAAGAUGAGUGGGAUGCUUAUUGGAAGAGCGACGAGCUUGGGAACGAUUUCUACAGCCAGGUGGAUCUCGGUGCGCCUUCGUCGAGUCUUCUCGCAUCUAACCAGCGGGAAGCUACUUGACCUGGAUCCUAUUGGUCCGUAUAUGCGCUGUACUUUGCUGUUAUACUAUGCUGUCAUUGCUAGCUGACGUUUCGUCGAGAUCGUGUACUGAUUAUAUAUGCAUAUUAUCGCAGUCUUUUUGAUUUUUGUCGAGUGUAUGGGCGGUUGAAGCGGCGCAAAUCUAGACAUGCAUCGGGGACGAAUAAUGCCGGC